Molecule: messenger RNA, 2441 nt
Organism: Gadus chalcogrammus (walleye pollock)
Lineage: Eukaryota; Metazoa; Chordata; Actinopteri; Gadiformes; Gadidae
Gene: mrpl14
Product: mitochondrial ribosomal protein L14
Exons: 3
Coding region: 403-870 (155 amino acids)
Biological process (GO): translation
Cellular component (GO): ribosome; mitochondrion
Molecular function (GO): structural constituent of ribosome
Source: RefSeq, a predicted model, not a curated record
UGUGCCUUCCACUAAAGAUUGUGUCACGUGUGUAGGUUAAAGUUACAUACAUAUACCCAUGUAUCCUACAUAUAAAGUUGUGUGGGACAAGAUAAAUCGUGUUAUUACGAAUUAAAAAAUCCAACACAUUAUUACGAUAUCGCUCCGAGAGAGUGAUACCUCAGCGGAGACUGUAGAUUCAUCUUGUAACCUGUAACGCCUGUCAUUAGCUAGCGCUAAUUCUAGCUCGGCGCAUGUCAGUGACGUUGCACCUUUGACAUUGGCAUGAAGCAUGAGAGUAGCUGACAAACUAUACUCUUGUCUGUUUGAAACAAACGUUUAGCGUUUGAAUCUAAUCGAGAUCUCAAACCGACUGUGUCCAUAUCUAGAUGACAGUACAUAUUCGCUUACGGUUGUAACGUUAUGGCUCUUCUAAACCGCCUCGCAAAAUGCAAAUACAUGCAUCUUGCAUGUCAUGCUCUGCGUGUGGAUGCGACGUCGUUUACCCAACACAGUGCAUUCAGCGUAUCAGCGGUGUCCGCUGCCAUACAGAAGAUGACCAGAGUACGUGUUGUGGAUAACAGUCCGCUUGGCAACACCCCUCACCAUCGUGCACCAAGGGUCAUCCAUGUGUACACCAAGAACGGCGUGGGGAAAGUAGGAGACAAAGUUCUGCUUGCCAUUAAAGGACAGAAAAAGAAGGCACUUAUUGUUGGACACAAGAUGCCCGGGGAACGCAUGACGCCACGUUUUGAUUCCAAUAAUGUUGUCCUGAUCGAGGACAAUGGUAAUCCGACCGGGACCAGAAUAAGGGUCCCUGUGCCUACACAUCUUCGUAAACUGGAGGGAGACUACUCCAAAUUGUUGGCAAUUGCUAGCAGAUUUGUAUAGUAAGCAACCAUGCAAACAAUGAUGCUGUCACUUUCAUUCAUUGUUCUUCCUGUUUGUAAUAAGAUUGUAUGCUUCAAUGUCUCUAUAUUCUGGUUAACAAACGCAUUAUCAGUAUGUCUACUUGUUUCAUAUAUUUAAAUUGAAACCUUUUUAUUCAUGUUAAACUGUUCUUUAUUUGGCUUGUUGGUCAGUGCCUUAUUGAGAAAAAACAACCUGCAUGGAUAAUGUUUAUUGGUUUGAGGCACACAAUACAUUUACAACAAACAGGACUUGCAUCUCUUAACUGUGUACAUUCGACCUGGGUUAAGUGUUAAGGCUGUAGGGAAACAAACCUGUGAUUGCCACUGAUUGCAGAACGUCUCAAGCUAAAAAAAAAUAACGAUUGUGUCAAAAUAAUACAAAUGUAUAUUUGAAUUAAUAUUCAGCAAUGGAAAAUCAAAUAGAUAUAGUAGGUUCCCAUUCAGAUGGUAUCUACUGCCAUCUAGUGUUUUAAGUUAUGUUACCAUAAAGUAAUUCGGCUAACGUACGAAAUAAAAUAUUUACAUUUUUGAUAUACUGCUACAAAGUUUGCGGUGACACUAAAGAUUUGUGUAGUGGUGUUCUGAUGUCAUUGGUUUAAAAGACAUGCAGAAGUACAGCCAACAUGUAGCAUUUGAGUCAGCCAAUGCUAAAUGGGUUGGCGACCUCAAAUGUUUCAGUUAAUACUACAUGCUUUGACAUAUUCUAUUUAUAUAAAGAAACAAAUGCAAGCACAGCCUAGUAAACCUGUCUUGGGUUCCAAUUUUGCAUAGUUACAAACUAAGAAGGUACAGGCAAACUGCUAGCAUUGUUAGACCUGAUUUCAAUAACCGUUAUUUGUUAUUUUGCAAGGACAGUUACAUAUGUUGUGAGCAGAUAUGUGAGAAGGCUAGUUUCGAAGCUGGUCACAGCGUAUGGAAGGGCACUGUUGGCUUGCGAAAGGGCCCUCUGCCAGGCUGAGGUAGGUCCUCCUCAACCACACAUGGUUAGGUACAGCAACUGAAAGUUAAACAAAGGAAAAGUGGGAUUGGUGUACAGAAAUGUUUCUCACGUGAAUUCAAAGUGACCCUGAGCAAAGAUGUUACCUCUGUCAAUUGCAUUUCAGCCACUCCUUCGUCGUUCUUAUUUAGCUCCUGGAAAGAUCCUGUGGAAUAUAAUUCAAAUUUUGAGCAUACGUUGAGCAUAACAAAUAAAUUGAGCAAUGACACCAUAGGGUUAAGACUUUAACCUUAAGGUAAAAAAACUAAGUACUCACUAAACUUUGCUUCAAGCUUGACCAAGCAGCAAAUGAAGUUGUCAAAGUCAAUCAUAUCAUUGUCAGCAUACCGCGCCACCAAAACCGUGUUCAGUUUGUUGUUCAGUGUAAAACCUAAACAGAAAUAGUAAAAGGUUAACUUCCUGGGGUUGUUCCGUGAAUACAUCCCCUGUACGUUUCAUUCGUUUUAUCUUGAACAUUACCUGCUGCCUCAACAGCCAUACGCAUCUCAUACGAGUUCAUGGCCCCAGAUUUGUCCAGAUCGAAUUGCCUAAAAAUGAGCUGAUGACAAAAAGGA